This is a messenger RNA of Ilex paraguariensis (yerba mate), 990 nucleotides long. NCBI's taxonomy places the organism in Eukaryota, Viridiplantae, Streptophyta, Magnoliopsida, Aquifoliales, Aquifoliaceae. The record is from the annotation of a GenBank genome assembly.
AUGGGGUUGAGCAGUGCAUCACCGGGCUACUACACCUACUCCAGUGAAAUCCUCGCCGGAACUCCAACACCUCACAGCAGCGACUACACCGUCAACGAGAACGACUACCUGACCCCCAAUGAUGCUGCGACCAACAUGGCCUACCAGCACAUCGGCCCAAAGUUCACAAAUUCCUUCUUCUCCGAGACAUGGGUACUCAUGCGCCGGAACUUCAAAAACAUUCGGCGAACGCCGGAGCUUUUCCUCUCCAGACUAGUAGUCCUCAUCAUCAUGGGCUUCAUGAUGGCCACCAUGUUCAAAAACCCCCCAAAUGAUGCCCAAGGAAUCACAAAUCGCAUCAGUUUCUUUGUCUUCACAGUCUGUCUCUUCUUCUUCUCCUCUAAUGAUGCCGUCCCAGCAUUCAUUCAAGAGCGUUUGAUCUUUAUCCGCGAGACGUCCCACAACGCAUACAGAGCCUCAUCGUACACCAUAGCCGGAUUAAUCACUUACCUUCCUUUUCUUGCUCUUCAGGCUUUAGUUUACGCCCUUCUCGUCUGGUACGCCUUAAAGCUUCGUGGACCCUUCAUUUAUUUCUUGAUUGUUCUCUAUGUCUCUCUCAUCUCCACCAACUCUUUCGUGGUGUUUGUAAGCUCAGUGGUGCCAAAUUAUAUCUUAGGUUAUGCAGCAGUAAUUGCUUUCACUGCUCUCUUCUUCUUGUUUUGUGGGUACUUUCUGCACAGUAAUGAUAUUCCUCCAUAUUGGAAGUGGAUGAACACUAUCUCGACCAUGACAUACCCAUAUGAAGGGCUUUUGAUGAACCAAUAUCAGACCACGAGUCCUUUUGAUAAGUAUCAUAACGUGUCUGGGUUUCAGAUCUUGAAGGCGCUGAAUAUUAAUACUGAGGAAGCUAAGAAGUGGGAGAAGGUUUACAUAAUGUUGGGUUGGGCUGUUCUAUAUAGAAUUUUGUUCUACGUUGUUCUCCGUUUCUUUUCCAAGAACCAGAGGAAAUAG